Molecule: messenger RNA, 732 nt
Organism: Suillus discolor
Lineage: Eukaryota; Fungi; Basidiomycota; Agaricomycetes; Boletales; Suillaceae
Exons: 5
Coding region: 1-732 (243 amino acids)
Source: RefSeq, a predicted model, not a curated record
AUGAUAAUUUCAGAUUCCACUUACUGCGACUCUUUUGAAUCAACUGGAAGUGCUGGAAGUGCUGGUACAUUCGGUCCAGCACCAGGUCAACCCAGAAUUGCAUUAACGCCUGCUCAACUUGAUUGGAACAGCACUACUAUCCAGAUAGCUACGAUCCAUUUGUUGACUAGCAUUGGCAAAGAUUCCCAGCUGAUAGAUAUGAUGAACCGUUUGGAGAAGAAGGUUGACCAGAUGUCAAGUGGGCUCACUAAGGAUAUCAAAGGUGUUGAAGGAAGAAUCACUGCCCAUGCCACCAAAAUAGUGAGCAUGAAGGCUGAUAUCGAUGCUCACAACAACACAGUCCUCUCAGAAAUCAACGGAGUGCGGGAUGAAAUGCAGGGAAUGGAGAAGCGUCUCAGUGAAAGGCUUGAUGGUCUGACAAUAAUGGUAGCUAUAGCGAUGGCAGAUUGCUGUGCAUUAGAACAUGUAGAUAAGCUUUUCCAUCCCACAAACUUAGAGGUACCCUCACCUAUGCUAUACCUACCUUCCAGUAGCUUUUAUCUCAAUGAGUGGUUCGUGCAUGUGGUACUUUGCAUGAGUGAUGUGCUCGGCCUGGCUUCAGAGGGCUCGGGCUCAGUAAAAACUCAGGCCAGGCCCAACCAGAAGGCUUUGGUCUGGCCUAGGCUUGGCUUUGGCCUAGGCCAGGGCCUCUUAGGCAAUAGCAUGGGUAACCCAUGGGUCACCACAUACUGA